Messenger RNA from Fusarium coffeatum, 720 nucleotides. RefSeq lists its product as uncharacterized. Bases 1 to 720 code for a protein of 239 amino acids. The transcript has 2 exons. Gene Ontology annotation, molecular function: glyoxalase III activity. The record is from RefSeq and is a predicted model, not a curated record. Lineage: Eukaryota; Fungi; Ascomycota; Sordariomycetes; Hypocreales; Nectriaceae.
AUGUCUCUACCCCGCCGAGCUCUCAUCAGCAUCACCUCUGCUUCCGCCAGUCUUUUCGAUGGCAAGGAGACCACUGGUCUCUUCAUCACAGAGGCUCUCCACCCCUACAAUGUUCUCACUGCUGCAGGCUUUGAGGUCGAUCUCACUUCCGAGACUGGCACUUACACGCCUGACUGGCUCUCCCAGCAGCCCGACUUCCUCAACGGUGAUGAUCUAGCAAUCUGGAGUGACACCAACAGCGAGUUCCGUAAAAAGCUUGACAACAUGCCAAAGGCUUCUGAGCUCGAUGCCUCCAAGUAUGGCUUGUUCUACGCCUCGGCUGGCCAUGCAGCUCUGAUUGACUACCCCACUGCGACGUCUCUCCAGAUGCUUGCCGCUCAGAUCUGGUCCAACGGCGGAGUCGUAUCUACUGUCUGUCAUGGUCCAGCUAUCUUUGCCAAUCUCAUCGACCCCACAACCAACGAGCCUCUUAUCAAAGGAAAGGAGAUUACUGGAUUCACCACCGAAGCUGAGAAAACUCUGAAGAUCAUGGGUGAACUGCGAAGCUGGGGCUCUGAAAUGGUUGAAGAGGUUGCUUCUCGUCUCGGUGCGACCUAUGUACGUGCUCCUGGUAUCUGGGACGACUUCCACAUUGUCGAUGGCCGAUUGGUUACUGGUCAGAACCCUGCCAGUGCUACAUCGACUGCUACAGCGGCUGUAGCUGUCUUCCAGACUCUCUGA